AUUCCGAUUCCUGAAAAUUACUCUAUCAUGUUCUCCGGCGACCUCUUCCGGCGGCUUCAUCGGAUCUUUCCGAUCGGAGGACUUUCCGCCGCCGUUCAUUUCUCUCAAUGAACUCGUUUUGCUGAGGAUUGCGAAUAAGGAAAAAUUUACACUAGUUUAUUCAGAUUCAGUUAAGCUCUCUCAUCUUUUUCUCGAUUCUGAUUGAAAUUUCAUGAAGAAUAGCUAGGGAAAACAACAACUUGUAAAUUAGAUUUUUCAAUUUAGAUAGAUAUAGACUACCUGUUACUUCAUCUGCUUCUCUGCAGUAGUAUUAGUUGGCCAUAUUUUACUAUUGCCCACCACGGCUAAGCUAUUCCUAGUACUGUCUUGUUCCGCGAGAGAUGACCAUAGGCAGCAGCUUUACUCGUUGUUCGUUAGAGAGGAUUUGAAGCAGCGGUAUCUUCUCUGGUCAAUUCAUGGAUACCUACUCUUCUGGAGAAGAAUUGGUCACUAAGACUAGGAAACCGUAUACAAUUACUAAGCAACGUGAACGAUGGACUGAGGAUGAACACAAUAGGUUUGUGGAGGCUUUAAAACUCUAUGGACGAGCUUGGCAGCGUAUUGAAGAACAUAUAGGAACCAAAACUGCUGUACAGAUCCGGAGCCAUGCACAAAAGUUUUUCACAAAGCUGGAGAAGGAGGCUCUUGCUAAAGGGGCUCCAGUUGGAGGAACACUUGAAUUGGAGAUUCCUCCUCCUCGGCCCAAAAGGAAACCGAGUAAUCCUUAUCCUCGAAAGACUGCUACUGGAGCUCAUCCUUCACUAUUGGCAGAUAAAGACAAAAUGCUAUCAACUCCCAUUUCUUCAGACUGUCCUGGUACACAAACAAUCGUCUUGGAGAAAGAGCUCCUUCCUGAGAAACUAUGCUCAAACGAAAACCUAGGCAUUAACAAAGAAAACCAGGACCAUGAUAAUUGCUCCGAGACUUUUACCUUAGAUAAAGAAGCUCAAAGUUCUUGCUUAUCCUCAAAAGAAAAUACAAAAGCAGCAGCAGCAAUGGUUACACCGAGAAGUUCAUCAACUCACAGAGAGAUUGUGCCUGGGAUUAAUGAGCAAAGUAAAGCAUGCUACACAACUGAAUCUGUUGUCAUUGACACGAUAGGAAAAGAAAAGCUGGUUAAUGUUGUUGAUUCCAAUGAAAAUGGAAUGAAUAAUAUCUCAGAACCCGAAAAACAUGCCCAACAACAAGGCUAUCCGAGACACAUACCAGUUCAUGUUGUUGAUAGGACUGUAGGAAUAGGCAGUGACAGUCUUUCUGAAGGUAUUUAUUCCCAUCCGGAAUCUCUACUUCAUCAAAUGAGAAUGAUGCCAGGACACCUUAACCCACUUUUUACUAAUCCAUUAGCUGCAUGUAAAACUACUACUGAUCAUCAGUACCACCCCAUGAACGCAUAUCCAACUUUUCAUUGCCCCAUUACUCCAAUUUGCUACAAUCAAGAUGCCUACAGAUCAAUCUUUCCAAUGCCCACCUUUUCGGGACUAGUUGUAUCUACUCCGCUUCAUCAAAAUCCUGCUGCGGCCACCUUUUGGCCGCCUUGCCUGAAUCCAACUGAUCCUCCUCCAGAUUGCAACAACAACUCAUCAUCAAGGCAUAUGACUCCAACAACUCUUAGUAUGGAAGCAAUUGUUGCUUCUACAGUUGCUGCUGCAACAGCAUGGUGGACUGCUCAAGGUCUUCUUCCUUCGUGCAAUCCUCACCACCCAAGCAGCUUAAUCAGCUGCCCUCCCGUAUCGACAACAACUGUAGCUGAUAAUGACAACAACAAUGGUAGGAAGGAAAGUCCCGGUCAUGGCAUUUUGGAAACCGAACUACAAGAACAGCAACAUCAGCAUCAACAGUCUGGUUCUAAAUCGCCAACCUUGUCACCAUUGGAUGAUGCGAGAGGAGCAGUUGAAGACGUGCAUGAGCAUGAUAAACCUGCAUCAAUGACGACAGACCAUGUUUCUAUUGAGAUGAAAAACAUAAAUCUGGUGGAUCGUUCUUCAUGUGGCUCAAACACACCCUCCUCAGGUAACGAAGCAGAGAAAGAUUCCCCUAAUGAUAAGAUUGAGGAGGAGGCCAAGGAGGAACUAAAUGCAAGUCUAUGUGGAGAUACCAGUAGCCGUCCAUUUAGAAUCUCUGGAAACACCAUUGAUUCUUGGAAAGAAGUCUCUCAAGAGGGACGGAUGGCCUUUAGGGCGCUGUUCUCUAGAGAAGUAUUGCCACAGAGCUUUUCACCAACGUCGGGUCUAAGGAAAACACCUGAGAAUGAUGAGCGGACUAAUAGUAGAGAUGAAGAAAAAGUGGUUGAGUUAGAAUUAGUAAGUGGUGGUGGUAGUAGAAUGAUGACGACGACAAGAAGCAGCCAUGAACAUGAACACGAACACGAACAUGUACACGAACAAGAAGAAGAAGAGCUAAGGGAGUGGCUACCUAACCUGAACCUGGGGCUGGUAAAUAAUAAUAAGAAUAAUAGUAAUGUAAAUGCUAGGCGAACAGGAUUCAAGCCUUACAAGAGGUGCUCGGCAGAGGCUAAUGUGGUCAUGAACAGCAGCAAUAGGGUGCUGAUGAACUCUUCAAACGUCCAAUGUGAAGACAAAGGUCCUAAGAGGAUACGUUUGGAAGAGAAACCGGCUUCGAUUUAAAGGGACGAAAAUCCUGUUGGAGGUCAGUCAGUCAGUCAUUCAGCCCUGUGUAUUUUCUUGCUUACUUUAAUCAAUCUGUCUUUUGUAUCAUCAUCAUGUUUAAUCUUCUUUCUUCCUUCCUUCUUCUUGUUAUUUAAAAUAACUCAAUUCUAUGUAGAACUGAAAUGCACGAAAUUCGUGUAUCUAUGUGUGUUUUUACAACUAAACAUUAUUAAUAUAGAACAGGUGCAAUAAAUUAACAAUUACUGUGCCUAAUGUUUUCUUC
Messenger RNA from Impatiens glandulifera, 2928 nucleotides. RefSeq names its product protein LATE ELONGATED HYPOCOTYL-like. The record is from RefSeq and is a predicted model, not a curated record. The transcript is spliced from 7 exons. Lineage: Eukaryota; Viridiplantae; Streptophyta; Magnoliopsida; Ericales; Balsaminaceae. Bases 456 to 2663 code for a protein of 735 amino acids. Gene Ontology annotation, molecular function: DNA binding.